This is a messenger RNA of Penicillium cosmopolitanum, 450 nucleotides long. RefSeq lists its product as uncharacterized. The coding region runs from base 1 to 450 and encodes 149 amino acids. The record is from RefSeq and is a predicted model, not a curated record. The transcript is spliced from 3 exons. Lineage: Eukaryota; Fungi; Ascomycota; Eurotiomycetes; Eurotiales; Aspergillaceae.
AUGACAUCACGCGGUGUUGAGGAGCCUCAACAUGAAGUAUAUGCUUUGCCCCGUGGAAAGGAAGAAACGCAGAGCAUCUGGCUAGUGGAUGUAGCCACAGAAUUUAGUUACGAAGGCCAUUACGUCGGAUUCGAUUUAUCAGAUUCACAAUUUCCAACUCCUUCGUCCCUGCCACAGGGCUGCUCUCUUGAGUUCAAAGUCCACGACAUGACCAAACGCUUUCCACCAGAAUACCAUGCGCAAUUUGACUUGGUCAAUAUUCGACUGGUGGUACAAGCACUCAAAGCUUUUAUUUCGCUGAAACUGAAAGGAAAAGAGCCAGGUGGGUAUAUUCAGUGGGGCGAUGUGAAUUGGAAUGAAGUGAAAUCCGUCCCUUCGAACACCGAACUUGAUAUGCUGGAUGAAAUUAUAACUGGUCAUAUGAAGUACCAUGGCCUUUCAUCGACGUAA